Plasmodium cynomolgi strain B is the source of this 411-nucleotide messenger RNA. RefSeq lists its product as hypothetical. The transcript is spliced from 2 exons. The record is from RefSeq and is a predicted model, not a curated record. Bases 1 to 411 code for a protein of 136 amino acids. NCBI's taxonomy places the organism in Eukaryota, Apicomplexa, Aconoidasida, Haemosporida, Plasmodiidae.
AUGAUUCUCUUUCUGCUAUACGAAUGCGCAAUUAGACAUAACCAACUAAAUGCUACACAGUGGAAAAAAAAAAAACGAAAACUGUAUGAACAUAUGAGGAAAGAUUUUUUGCAAAUUUCGCUCGUGAAGGACAUAUACCAUCUAAGAGCCCAUGUCAAAAAUAAAAUCAACUUGAUGAAUUUUUUCGGGAUCAUUUUCUCUGACAGUAAUGAUGGCAGCUUGGGCAAUGGCGACAGUAGGCAGCAUGUAGGAGGUGCUAUUUUAAACGGCAAGGGAGAAACGUGGGGGAAGCAAAUUCUCCUAUACAAUGAAGCCAAAAUAAUCGACCUACUGAAGAAAAACGAAAUCGACAAGAGCAUUCUGUCGGAGGCCUUCACGCCCAUGACGAAAAUAUUUUGCACCUCGUUCUGA